CGCUGGUAGUGGUCUUGGUGGGGGUGCCGCCGCUUGGUGGUGGUGCCACGUGGCUAAGCGGACAGCUGGCAACGUGCAAGGAUAUUUCAAGUUGAUGGACGGCAAUCUUCUCGAUCUUGACGAAGAGUGCAAGUGUCGUGACGGCACGAGGAGAGUGGGAGAGGGGAUCGAGAACAGGCGGGACUCGCGGGAGCGGAACGGAAUGGCGGGAGCUGGCAGGGUCGGGAGUUGGCGGGAGGGCAGGAAAAAAUGUGUGUACGAGUGGCGCGGGAUAGUGUGACCGAGUGCGGGGCCGACGUUGAGUUUGGACCGUUGAAAAGAGUUAAAACUUAAAAGGGGAAAAUUCGUGCAAAUUGAAAUUCAAUUCUCGUCGGCAGCGCGGGCCCAAUCUCCCGCCUAUGAACGGGAGCGCUGCGAAGUCGUCAGUCACCGGGGCGGAAGUAGAUGGCGAGAGUAUAUUUUUAUAUGUGACAUUUAAUUUUUACAAGUUGGUGGAGCAUUGAAAAGAAGCAAAGGUUUGUAAAAAAAAAAAAAAAAAAAAAAGAAGCAAAGGACCAUUUUGUCUGAGCUGACUGGGAGGAGUUAGUCUUGGCAACCCCUGAAUACCUGCUGAAAGAUAAACUCUGGCAAAGAGAUUGGAUUGAAAACCUGAAUGUGGACGUGUUUGUGGAGACGUGGAGAUCAUUACGAUUGCUCUGCCUUUCUGUAUCUCUACGUAAAACGCGUCCAGAUUCGGGCGCUUAGUCCAAUCUUCUUGGCUAGCGGGAUCUCGUCCUUAGGGGAAGAUAGACUCUUAGGAAAAGAUAGACUACGAUAGACUAGGAAAAGGUAGACUUUCUUAAGAUAGCCAUCUUACGAAACAUAGGGCCUCGCUCCACUCUUCCAAAUUUCGUGCUUGAAGUAGGUCUCAUGCUUUUAGUCGGGUUGUCCGAGUAAAAGGAUGAACGAGAGACUGAACAAGAGAAGAGAGGAGAGGAGAGGAAAGGAGAGGAGAGAAGAGGAGGGAAGAGGAGGGAAGAGGAGAGGAGAGGAGAGGAGAGGUUCUCGCAAUUGUGUGAGUCCGAUUCUCCGAGUUAAGGGGACAGGAUAGGGAAGAGAAGAGACCCGACGAUCUGUAGAGGUUUUGAGUUCGUCUCGCUGCUGAGGAUCUGUAAUCUAGUGAAUCGUUUGGUUCCGUUAUCUGUAGUUUGAGUCAAUCUGGCUGCUCGUUGUCUGUGGCUCAGCGCACCGUUUUCUUCCGUUAGCUGCACAUGUGAAAAUGGAAGCCGUUACGAGCGGAAUGCGAUCCGCUGCGGGGUCAUUGAGUAUCCCUGUACAGGCGCCAUCGUGUUGUGUGUGUCAGUAUGUCCUAUCCACGAAUCGAACACACAGCCUACAGUUUGCCAGACCGGAUAGCCAUCAGAAACGCGGCCAUGGAGUUUGUCGGCAACACCGGAGAGCAUCCUCUGCUUUAUCUUCCUCUUCCUCCUCCUCCGUCUGCUUCUCCUCUUCCUCUUCCUUUUCAUUCCACGUUCCAUCGCAAUCUCGCCCUCUCAGUUCGUGUUCCCGCCACAUUGCUCCCAAUUCAAGCCGCGUAAUCGGUCCCAAUUCCAGCCACGGGAUCGGGUUGCCAAGAGGGGGACAGCGGGCCCACCUCUUCGCAAAUUGGGGGAAAGGGACGUCGGUCUCUCCGGGCUCGUCGUCUGGACCAUGGUCGCGAUCCUCGUCCACUGGCCUCAGCUCGGCGCGCAAUCUGCUGUCUCAGACUUCCGGCUGCAGCCACUGCGGUUUCUCGAUUCUGCAGCGCGCCGAUGGCAAUCGGCGCAGACGCGCCGGCGGCGGCAAUGGUCGUAGAGAGGAGAGAAAACCAAGCAUCGCAUGGACGAUUACCAAGAGGUUUGAGCAGAAGGCGAUGGUGUAUUCGUCGUCCGGAUCGCGAUCUUCCCUUAUUGCCAUGCGUGGGGUUUUCCACAGCUUCCCAUCCCUUACGCUAAUCACGGUGCGAUCACAGAGCUCAUCUGCCUCUGUCUCCUCCUCCUCCUCUUCCUCUCGCUCAGGAUCGUUGUCGAGAGUCUCUCGAUUUCCGUUGACGUCAUGGGCGCCUGUCAAAGUUGCUCGCGGCUCUUUCCUAUCCAAGGUAGCGGAAACGAGGUCGCCAGCUGGAAGCUCUGUCGACGAGGAAGAAGAAGACGUGGGUCUUGAGAAAGACGUGGGUAUUGAGAAAAACGUGGGUGCCAACGUGGACGAUAGCGGUGCAGGGAUCGAGUCCGAAUCCGAGUCCGGUGCGCGAAAUGAAUUCAAUUUGCCGUUCUUAUUUUCCAUGUCAGGAAUUUCUUCCGACUCUGACAGUCUUCAACUCUAUGAUCCGCUUGAAGGCAUCCAAUAUGACGGGGACAUGUAUUCGGCGUCCGCGUGGAGGAGGAGGUCGAGGAAUGAACCUGGUCCAGAUCCGGCAACUGCAAUGAACAGGACGCUGCGUGCAACGGCGCCAUUGCUAGUGUUCGUUCCUGGAUUAGAUGGGACUGGCAAAUUCUUCCGAUCUCAAGUCCGAUCGUUUCACGCGCAAGGGUACGAUCUUCGGUGUGUCUACAUUCCACCCAACAACCGGUUAAAUUGGGAUGGACUUGUUGAGCAGAUGGUGUCUCAGUUGCGCAAUUUGGCCAUGAGUGACGGAUCAGCAAGUGAAAAUCGCGCACAAGAAGAGACGAAGGGAGAGGAGGAAGAAGCAGGAAGAGGAGGAGGAGGAGGAGAAGUCGGAAACAAGGAGGAUUUGCAAUGCCGCCAUGUCACGCUAGUAGGGGAAUCGUUUGGAGCAUGUCUUUCCUUAAGAGUAGCACUCGCGUCUCCGAGUCUUGUAUCUCGUCUUGUACUGAUGAAUCCAGGAACACAACUUGGGGCAAAUAAUUAUCUGGCAGGUCUCCUUGCUGCUUCUGGGCUUUUGGGAAGAGUGCCCCAUGCUGUUUAUGCCAUCGCUCAGGAAAUUGCACUCCCUUUCAUGGCCCGGAAGCGCCUGGUUUCUCGAGACGUGAAUAAUGACGUUAUGUCGAUUGCAGAAUACGUCCCAGCACCUUGUGCAGCAUUCCGACUCAAACUUCUUCUUGAUGAAGCUGGUCUUUCAGAUGACGACUUGUGCAGAGUCUCCCAGCCAACACUUCUGAUAGCAAGCGGGAAAGAUCGCGUCUUGCCAUCGCUUAAUGAGACAGGCAGGCUGAAGAAAUUGCUGCCAAAUUCAAAGCGUGCUGUUCUGUCCGAAAGUGGGCACUUUGUACUGCUGGAAGAGGGCCUGGAUCUAGGAGCUGUGAUGAUGCGGCAUGGAUUUUUUCCACCGGGGAUGGAUUCUGAAGUCGGUAGUGACGAAGAUGAUGACCAGGGAGUGAGAUGGAAUCGUCCACAGCCUGCAGUUUCCGAUGAAGUCAUGGAUGAACUUGGGUUGUUUCUAUCACCAUGGCGGUUUCUGACAUCUCCGAUUGUUAGCGGAGAAGAGAACCUUCCAAAUCGGUACAAAGAGGGACACAAACCAAUCCUUUUCGUUGGGAAUCACACGCUCUUUGGGUCGUAUGACACUCCCCUUUUGUUCCAUGAGGUAUGCUUUCUUGGUCCAGCACUGCAGGAGCCAUGGGAGGCGGUGCCACGCAAUGAUUUUUUGGCUGUGGGAAUGAGAAAACUUGUGAUUGCAACUCUGUGCAGGUAUGGUAAUGUCAAGGCGACACCGCGUUCAGCAUACAAUCUACUGAAGGAAGGCGAGUGCGUGCUUUUGUUUCCUGGUGGGUCACGAGAAACCUGCAAGCUGAAGGGGGAAAAGUACAAGCUACUUUGGAAGGAGAAGACUGACUUCGUGAGACUGGCUGCAAAGUUUGGGGCUAUUAUUGUCCCUUUUUCUUCAGUUGGUGGAGAUGAUGCGUAUAAACUUGUUUUCGAUCGCGAUGACAUCCUGUCUUCUCCACUUCGACCACUCAUCGAUGCUUUUGUAGAGCGAAAUGGUCUCAGAUAUGAGGAUGUGCAUCCGAUCACAGCUAUUCCUGGCACCAACAUACCCAGUCUGGUUCCCAUUCCCUCGCUGGAGCGGAUAUACUACCAUUUCUCGGAGCCAAUCGACACAUCACAGUUCAAAUCUCUUGUGCAUGAUCCGGAAGAGUGCCAUAGAAUCUAUUUAAGAGUGAAAAGGAGCAUAGAAGAUGGAAUUGAGUAUCUUCAGAAAGUUCGUGGAGAUGACAAGGAAAGGGAGCUCGGACUGAGGCUGAGGAACAAGCUCUUACGACUUCUUCCUGAUCCAUUUGGAGAUUUUGGACCUAGCUCCAGAUCAUCCGGGACUUCUUGGAUAUGACGAUAUAUAGUCAUAGCGAACUCCCUGGUGAACCACAGGCAGAAAGCGACGUAAAAAAGGACAAGCAACGUGUGCUUGUGACACUAUUUUCGUCGGAGUUUCACCGACUCGUGAGGACGUUCUAUAAGAGGGCGCCUUUUCAUGGCAAGGCUGUCCGUUUUGUGUGUCAUUAGGAGCUGGAACUCGUUGCUGCCCGUUUACUGCAGCGGUGACGACAGCCGCAGCAGCACAAGCACUGUUUGUAUCCUUUUUAUACAUGCAUCCAAAGUUUCAAAUUUUUCAAUGCUUUUUUUUUUUUUUUUUUUUUUCACAUGAUGACAUGAGCACAGCUCAACGCAGCUUGGGUGAGUACCACUGAGUAUGACACUGGUUUCGGAUUUCAGACUGAUUCCCGUUUAAGGACCUGCACUUCCUGGUCUAGUGUAAAGGGUUCAAAUCGCAGUCUGGGUAAUGAGGUAUCAAGAGCAAAAGGCAAAAACAAAGUUGGGUGCUGGCCAGGAUCAUGAUGAAGUUUGGAAAGGUGGUCGGCAUUGAAUUGCAAAAAAACUUUAAAAAAGUCAGCAGCAGGUGCGCGUUUCAUACCUGUCUGCGGAAGUCAUUACUAUUUCAAUGAAGGAAGGUCAAGUAA
Messenger RNA from Chara braunii, 4931 nucleotides. Lineage: Eukaryota; Viridiplantae; Streptophyta; Charophyceae; Charales; Characeae. The record is from the annotation of a GenBank genome assembly.